CUGCAAUCAUGGCAAAGACAUUGGUCGGUGCUCUGGCACUCGCAUCGCUGCCUUCCGCGCUUGCAUUUCGCAAUACCUCGCCGUUCUUUCUCUUGUCGACAUCAGACUUGAAACUCGACGGCAGCAUCGCGCAUUUUGCUCAGUCUGGUGCGAUCUCUGCGCAGCUUCAGACUAAUCUUAAGGAAUGUCCUUCUGAGGCCUACUUCCUCGUGCGCCACGAGGGCAUAUCUUCGGCGGACUACCAUGGCGACACUGCUGGACGGCCCGAUGCAUUGCUACGCGACAGCCCCCAUGAUAUCAAGAGCACCAUGCAGAUACCCGAAGUCGUGGGCGAUUUGAAGAUUCAGUCUAUCGCACAGUCGCUACAGCAGCAGUGUGGUGCGAGGCUUGUCAAAUUGGACCCCGAGAUGAAGGAGUCGGAUUUCAACCAGGCGCUGUCCUCCGACGACACGCCUCCACGUGUUUACGAGAUCACCUUCUCGGAACCGAGCGAGGAUUCGAACCUCAAAUUGUCUACAUCCAAUGCCUUCAUUAGUUCUGCCAUAUCACAGCUUGCGCCCCACGGCAAGUUCACGCUCAUCUACACUACGACACCUCCCACCAAGAAGCCCGUAGUAUCCCAUCAGCCUGCGUAUGAGAUGGAGGAUCCUUUUGGAGAUGCCGUGCAGAUGGAACUGAAGAGGGACUUGUCACUACACGGAAGGGCAAACAAUGAUGGAUCUCAAGAUGAUGGAGGACUUUUCGAGAGAUACCAAUAUCUGUCUCCAGGACUCUUCAUGGGCAUCUCUGCCAUGAUUCCGCUUGUGCUCAUCCUGCUUGUUGGCUUGAGAGCCAUCAGCAACCUUGAGGUGUCCUACUUUGCAUUCAGCAAAGAGAUGGGUCCGGCUGCGCAAAGAAAACAAUAGACGACACAAGUCGGUAUAUAUCCUGUAACUUAUGUAAGAGCAUUGGGAUUUGGCGUUGAAUGGAAUUGCGCCGGAUUUGAGUCGGCCUGUGUACUCCGGGAGCUUUUUGAUGUUAUUUAUUUUCCUCUCGAUCCCGACUGUGGAGUACGUUUAAGCGAUUGUAUGCAAUUGAUUAUGGUAACUGUCGUUUCUAACCUUGUUGGCCGAGAUUAAGUAAAUAGGUAUGGUCUCUGAAUUGAUAGAAGCAGUUUCACCACAUGCAAAGUCCGACCCCUAGUACUGCCUAAGUCAAGGCUGUUUCUUUGUCGUUUAGAGACUCGUGAAGUCCGUAAACUUAUCUUCCAAAGUCUAAGGGUUUGCCGAUAUUAGUUCAGGGACGUAUCUCACAUGGGAAUCGCCGCACUUGCUUGUAGUAGCAUAAAGAUGAAAAAUCUUGUGAUUGAGCGACCAUAACAAAUCA
This is a messenger RNA of Aaosphaeria arxii CBS 175.79, 1365 nucleotides long. RefSeq lists its product as uncharacterized. The transcript is spliced from 3 exons. Bases 9 to 905 code for a protein of 298 amino acids. NCBI's taxonomy places the organism in Eukaryota, Fungi, Ascomycota, Dothideomycetes, Pleosporales. The record is from RefSeq and is a predicted model, not a curated record. Gene Ontology annotation, cellular component: endoplasmic reticulum membrane. Gene Ontology annotation, biological process: (1->6)-beta-D-glucan biosynthetic process; fungal-type cell wall biogenesis.